Thunnus maccoyii (southern bluefin tuna) is the source of this 5837-nucleotide messenger RNA. RefSeq names its product neurotrophic tyrosine kinase, receptor, type 2b (gene ntrk2b). The transcript has 19 exons. The record is from RefSeq and is a predicted model, not a curated record. Bases 671 to 2902 code for a protein of 743 amino acids. Lineage: Eukaryota; Metazoa; Chordata; Actinopteri; Scombriformes; Scombridae. Gene Ontology annotation, molecular function: ATP binding; brain-derived neurotrophic factor binding; brain-derived neurotrophic factor receptor activity. Gene Ontology annotation, cellular component: plasma membrane; axon; signaling receptor complex. Gene Ontology annotation, biological process: regulation of phosphatidylinositol 3-kinase/protein kinase B signal transduction; positive regulation of kinase activity; cellular response to brain-derived neurotrophic factor stimulus.
ACAAAUAGUACAAUCAGCUACAUACUGUACAUGCAAAGACACAUCAGAUGAAAUAUUUUGAUUAUCAAUCUGCCAAUCAUUUUCACAAGUAAUUGUAAUUAUUUGGCCUAUCAGAAAAUAGUGUUCAAUCAACAGUCUAAAACCCAAAGAUAUUCAGUUGAGUUUAUCACCAAGUAAAGACAAAGAAAAGCAGCAAAUUAUUACAGUUUAAAAGCUGGAAUCAGAGCAUGUUUGGUAAUUUUGUUUCACUGAUUACAGAACUAGUUGAUUAUUUUUCUGUCAAUUGAUUGAUUCUCUCAGCGCUAAUUAUGAUAGCUGACAAAUAGGGCUGAUGAAGACAAAUCAUAUAAAGUCAUUAGUUUAACAUGCAUGCAGCAGCAUCUGGUAAUGUUUUCUGGGUAGUUCAACAUUAUAUUUGUCCAAAUUUGGCAUUGAACACUUUAAAGAUACACUCAAGGGGUUUUGCAUAUAACUAGCCUGCAUGAACCCCACCGUGCACAUGCAGUCCACCUACAUGCACUGCCCACUGUUGCAAAAACAGUCUGUACUCCUGUCCUGCAAGCAUCACUCCUGAAGUGAGGCCUGCUAACUUACAUGGAGAUGCUGGUCAACGCCUACAUGUCUUAGGAAUUAGCAGCAACCAUUUUUAAAAAAGGUACUAAAGGAGGUAAUGGAGGAGUGGGAUCUUAACAAAAUAGAACAUGCCCUUCAGCAAAAAUACAUUGCUAAUCAAAACAGACUGUUUGAAAUCAAUGACAACAGUUUGAGAUACUACAUAAACCUCAGAAACCUAACAGUGAUGAAGACCAGAUUGACUUCUAUAUCAUCAGAUGCAUUCUUCAACAAUACAAGACUUCAAUAUGUAAAUCUCAGAGACAAUAACCUAUCAACACUGUCAUGGAAGACAUUUCAGAACUUUAACAUAACCUAUUCUCUCCUCCUGUAUGGAAACCCUCUGGAUUGUGUUUGUGAGAACUUGUGGAUCAAACUGAGGCUCCAAGAAGAAAUUGAGAAUCAAGACCUGAAAUGCAUAGAUGACAGAGGAUUAUCAAGGGCCAUUGCCACUCUCACCCCACCGGACUGUGUGGUUCCCCAAGUAGAGGUCGACCCCACAAUUGUGACCGAGAUGGAGGGGGGUAAUGUUCAAGCUGUGUGCAGGGCCUCAGGCUCCCCUACUCCUGAGAUCCUGUGGAACCUUGAUAUGAUUUCUACCCACUACACGAUUGAUCCUUUGGAUACGGAGAGCAGCCUCACCUUGUCAGGCCUGUCUCCUGGUGAUAAUGGCAAGGUGAUCGUAUGCAGUGCUGAGAACGUGGUUGGUCAGAUGGAGGCCUCCCUUCAGCUGAAUAUCCUCUUUGCCCCCACCAUCCAGCAGCUGCUGGGGCCAAUGCGGGACCACCACUGGUGCAUCCCCUUCAGUGUGACGGGGAACCCCAAGCCUGAGCUGCAGUGGUACCACGAGGAUGAGCCUCUCCAGGAGCAGGACUACAUCCGCACCAUGAUCCACGAGUCCAAUGAGAGCGAGUACCAUGGCUGCCUGCAACUGGUCAACCCCACGCACAUCCACAAUGGCGUGUACAGGCUGGUGGCAAAGAAUGAGUACGGCCAGGACGACAAGAAGGUCUCUGCCCAGUUCAUCGACCCGCCUUACAAUCAUACAGAAGACCCCCUCUACUACUACACUACUGACUCACCACCCCCUCCAUUGGACGACAGUGUUGCAGUGUAUGUAGUUGUGGGAAUCGCAGGGGUCGCUUUGACCGGCUGUGUUCUGAUGGUGAUCAUUCUGAAAUAUGGAAGAAACUCCAAGUUUGGUAUUAAAGGCUCCUCCUCAGUCAUCAGUAAUGACGAUGACUCCGCCAGCCCUCUUCAUCACGUCUCCAAUGGCAACAACACCCCGUCGUCCUCGGAGAUGGGUCCAGACGCAGUGAUCAUUGGGAUGACAAAGAUUCCUGUCAUUGAGAACCCACAGUACUUCCGCAACUCUGGCAGCAUGCUGAAAUCUGACACGUUUGUCCAGCAUAUCAAGAGACACAAUAUUGUCCUGAAGAGGGAGCUGGGAGAAGGAGCCUUUGGGAAGGUCUUUCUGGCCGAGUGCUACAACCUGACACCAGAUCAGGAGAAGCUCCAUGUGGCAGUCAAGACUCUAAAAGAGGCCAGCGAGAGUGGCCGGGCGGACUUCUACAGAGAGGCCGAGCUUCUCACUAACCUGCAACACGAGCACAUCGUCACUUUCUACGGAGUGUGUGUGGAGAGCGACCCGCUCAUCAUGGUGUUUGAAUAUAUGAAACAUGGUGACCUAAACAAAUUCCUUAGGUCCCAUGGUCCUGAUGCAGUGCUAAUGGCAGACGGUCAACACAGUAUCCUGGUGGAGCUCACCCAGUCCCAGAUGCUGCACAUUGCCCAACAGAUUGCUGCUGGCAUGGUCUACUUGGCCUCCCAACACUUUGUCCACAGAGACUUGGCUACUAGGAACUGCCUGGUAGGAGAAAACCUGCUGGUCAAGAUAGGAGACUUUGGCAUGUCCAGAGAUGUUUACAGCACAGACUACUACAGAGUGGGCGGUCAUACGAUGCUGCCAAUCCGCUGGAUGCCCCCAGAGAGCAUCAUGUACCGACGGUUCACCACGGAGAGUGACGUGUGGAGCCUCGGCGUGGUGCUGUGGGAGAUCUUCACCUACGGCAAGCAGCCCUGGUACCAGCUGUCCAACAAUGAGGUCAUUGAGUGCAUCACCCAGGGCCGCGUGCUGCAGCGGCCCCGCACCUGUCCUAAAGAGGUGUAUGACCUGAUGCUGGGCUGUUGGCAGAGGGAGCCCUACAUGAGGCUGAACAUCAAGGAGAUCCACAGCAUGCUCCAGAGCCUCGCUAAGGCCUCACCCGUGUACCUGGACAUACUGGGCUGACUCACCAGUGCUCGUGUAUGUACUUAGCGUCUGAGAGCAUGCGUGUGUGUGUGUGUGUGAGAGCCGGGGGCUUCGGUAUGUGGACAGUCUGCACAUGAUGAUGAGACGGAGAGGAGAGAAGGAAAUGAAGGUUGUGUGAGUGAGUGUGUGAGCGCCUGCGUCUGUGUACAGUUCCUGGCUGUAAAUGUUACUGUAAAUGCUAAUCGUCCGUGUCCUCAUCACAUUGAUAAAAGCCUUAAAUUUUGAGUGAUUUUGUUUAGCUUUUCCUUUUUUUUAAAAAAAAAAAAAAAAUCCAUUUGCAGACUUUACAGAGGCAUGUUUCACAAAUGGAAACCAAAAUGCAUACAGGAUUAUGUAACGUCAUCCAAACCGUCAACACACCUAUAUGUUAAAGGCAUAAAAAUAAAUGAAACCCAGUAAUCAGCUACACUGAUUUCUGGGUUAUUCUGGCUUUGUGAAGAAAAAAAAGAGGUUUUUGUCUAUAUUCAAUGCAUUAAACAAUCAAUGUAUUCCAUAUUUGCUGGAAAUGAACAAAGGGAAAAUGUGGGAAUGUGUCUCCUCUAUAACGGACAAUGUAUAGACACAACUUUGUAGAUAGAGCUUUCUCUUCUUUCAACAGUGUCACACAGAGCAGCAUAUUCUGUUGGAAGAUUAACAUGUAAGGCACAGCUGAGGCUUUUUUUUUUUUUUCUUUUAUAAGUCACAGACUAUUUUAAUAUUUGUAGAAUUUAUAAAUGUUGAUUUAAAUCUGUGCUUUUUGAGCCAUCUACAGAACCUUCUGCUUGUCCAAAUUUUAAACAUAUGUGUAUAUUAUUACACACGUACGUUUAAAAAAACAGUAUGAAACCCAUAUUCAAUAGAUUCUAAUAGAUGCCUGCGUCUGUCAUAUAAAUAACCCAGAGAGUCCACUGAAGGACUUCCCAAUGUAAAACAAAUGUUGAGGAUGUAAAACACAAGGGCAUAUAGCACUUGACACCUGUUUUCCUUUAAAUAACGCCAUCGUCGUUUGUCAUAUUUUCUGUAAAUAUCAUAUUUUACACUAAAGGUCACGUCUUUAUAAAGCGGAGUUUUAAAUGUUAAAGAGUGCUUUACCCAUUCCACAAUCUUUUCAUUUGAUGUAUCGAAAGCACAGAGAACGAGGACUUGCCGAUGUUGAGCUGUUUGUCGUUUUUUUUUUUGUUUUUUUUUCAUUCACCAGCAAUGCUGUUUAGCAAAUCCUUGUUGUUCGGUGGCCCAUAUCUGUGAGUGAUGUGGUUCUGUGUGCACCUUCACACACAGGGUUAUGAAACGUCGUGGCUGUUGAUGAGAAUGUGUUUACGAUUUGAGGAGAGAAGGUGAAUUUAUGGAGUGUCGCCUGCAUUUUUGCAUAAAUUUCUAAGCUGGAUUGAGAGGGCAUUUUGAUGCACUAUUAUAUGUUAAAUAUACUGAGGUUUAAGCGUGGGACUCCUUUUUCAGCACUUUUUUUUGUGUGAACUGACGUUGAUUAUUGUUUGUUUGUUAUUUAUUUACAUUACAAGAGUGUACUUUGAAUCUUAGAUUCUAUAUAGGCGGCUAAGUGAAAGGCGGUGAAGCACAUUUGUACAGACAGAGGACCUAAAUGCUUGAAAAAUGGUUAGUUCAUUUCCUGAAUUAUCAUCAAUAGGCGUUUUUUUUUUUAGAUUAUUUUAAAAAAAAAAGAGGCUAAAAUAUUAAUGCAGUUGACAAAUGCAAGUACACACUCCUGUAUUCAUCUUUGCAAAAACAGCUACAGUUACUCCCUCAUAAUAACCAUCAUGUAUUUCCAUAUGGAGGCAUAAAUCGGUACGGCUCUUUGCUGAGACAAUAAGUUAUGUUAAGUGCACUUUGUAGCGUAACUUAACUCCCCAUGAAUGCACAACCUGAGCCGCUGUGCUCAGCACUGACCACUCUCCACUUCAACCCGACUGCACUCAGUAACAAAAAAGAAAAAAAAAACAUUUCACCUUUGCUAUGCUGGCCAUGACUGAAGCAACUUUGACACAAAUGACUGAGUUUCCGUGUCCCUCUAUGUUUUUAUUUGUCAGUUCUGUAUAAUAGUCACGUGUCUGCUGUACAUAUAAUUGCUGUCCAUUCUGUACAGUUCUGAUAUUUGUCUAUAUGAAUAGUAGGCUAUGUUUAAUAGUAUAAUCUGUUUUAAGCAGGUAUCAUGUCAAAACUGUGUGACAUCUAUUGAAGACAAUGUGUUAUGGGCCACUGGCAAUACAUACUAUAUGUAAAUACAAUUUUAUUUGUGCUACAUUGUAUAAUUUCCUUGUGCUUGUUCAUAAUACCAGUGAGAAUACAAUCCUUUUUUGGCGACUUUUGAUCUGCAGAGGACUUUCUUUGAACAAUGUGUUUUUCUCUGAAGAAGAAGAAGGAGAAGAAGAAGACGAAGAAGAAGAAGAAGAAGAAGAAGAAAAAAAGAAAAAUGAUCUCCUCUUUUCCUCUCCACUGUGAUGGGGAGCUUACACAGAGGCUGUUUGAGACGCUGUCUGCCCGCAAGAGGACCGUAUAGACUCUGGAUCUGAUAAAACAUCAGGAUCUCUCCUUGCUGCCUGACAGGCGUCCCAGCAGACGUGUGGCAGAUGGCGAGGAGGUCAAAGGUCAUCUCCUGGCCAACUGCACCACUCAACCUCUGACUGACUGUAGCCUAUUUUGAUCCUCUUUCAGAUGAAUAACUGUGACUUUGCAUCAUGAAUAGUAUAUUAUUUUGAAUGUAAUCUAGAAGGGUCGGGACCUUUUUUGAAUGUAAUCUAUCUUGAGGGGUGGGGGGGGGGUUAAUGAUUUUUUUUGUAAAUAUAUGGUAAAAGAAAAAAAGAUUACAGUUUUCAUUCCUGUGCAGAUAACAAAUUUUACUUACUGUGUGAAUACAAAGAGAAGAUGUGUGUGUAUGUGUGACUAAUGUCUCUGAGAUGGUGUGUGUGUGUGCAUUUGCGCA